AGCAAUAAUCGAUUAAAGGCGAAAUGAUAUCGAUGUAUCGAUAGGUCCAUUACUCAUCGCGGAAAACGUGAACGAAAAGCAACUUGCCGCCUGUCUGCUAGGAAAUUCAUUUUUUUAAACUGUUUUACGUGGAAACGGCCAGCCCCAUCACACAAAUAUGCAACCGCAAAUCGUGCUCCUGAAGGAAGGCACCGACACGUCGCAGGGCAAGCCGCAACUGGUGUCCAACAUCAAUGCCUGCCAGUCGAUCGUCGACGCAGUGCGCACCACCCUGGGACCCCGCGGCAUGGACAAGCUGAUUGUGGAUGCCCACGGCAAGGCGACGAUCUCCAACGAUGGGGCCACCAUCAUGAAGCUGCUGGAGAUCAUUCACCCGGCGGCCAAGACUCUGGUGGACAUUGCCAAGUCACAAGACGCCGAGGUGGGCGAUGGCACCACAUCCGUGGUUCUGCUGGCCGGCGAGUUCCUCAAGCAGGUGAAACCCUUCGUGGAGGAGGGCGUCCAUCCGCGCAUUAUCAUCAAGGCCAUCCGCAAGUCGCUGCAGCUCUGCAUGGACAAGAUCAACGAAAUGGCCGUCCAGAUUGUCGAACAGUCCAAGGAGGACCAGCGCGCUCUGCUCGAGAAGUGCGCGGCCACGGCCAUGUCCUCCAAGCUGAUCCAUCAACAGAAGGACUUCUUCUCCCGCAUCGUGGUAGAGGCCGUGCUCUCGCUGGAUGAGCUGCUGCCCUUGAACAUGAUUGGCAUCAAGAAGGUGACCGGCGGUUCGCUGGAGGAGUCGCAGCUGGUGUCGGGCGUGGCCUUCAAGAAGACCUUCUCGUACGCCGGCUUCGAAAUGGCACCCAAAUCCUACGACAAGUGCAAGAUUGCCCUGCUCAACAUCGAGCUGGAGCUGAAGGCCGAGCGUGACAAUGCCGAAAUCCGCGUGGACAAUGUCAAGGAGUACCAGAAGGUGGUGGACGCCGAGUGGCAGAUCCUCUACAAUAAGCUGGCCAAGAUCCACGAGUCUGGCGCCAAUGUGGUGCUCUCCAAGCUGCCCAUCGGCGAUGUGGCCACACAGUAUUUCGCCGACCGCGACAUUUUCUGCGCCGGCCGCGUUCCUGAGGAGGAUCUCAAGCGCACCAUGAAGGCCUGUGGUGGAGCCGUCAUGACGACGGCCAACGACAUCAAGCCCAGCGUUCUGGGCCUGUGCGAGCACUUCGAGGAGCGCCAGGUGGGCGGCGAACGUUUCAAUCUCUUCCAAGGCUGUCCCAAUGCCAAGACGAGCACUCUGAUCCUGCGUGGAGGUGCCGAGCAGUUCCUGGAGGAGACCGAGCGCUCACUCCAUGACGCCAUCAUGAUCGUGCGCCGCACCAUCAAGCACGACUCCGUGGUGGCUGGAGGCGGUGCCAUCGAGAUGGAGCUGUCCAAGCUGCUGCGUGACUACUCCCGCACCAUUGCCGGCAAGGAGCAGCUGCUGAUCGCCGCCAUUGCCAAGGGCCUGGAGAUCAUUCCGCGCCAGCUGUGCGAUAAUGCCGGCUUCGAUGCCACCAACAUUCUCAACAAGUUGCGCCAGAAACACGCCCAGGGAGGCCAGUGGUUCGGCGUCGACAUCACCAAGGAGGACAUCUCGGACAACUACGAGCAGUGCGUGUGGGAGCCGUCGAUCAUCAAAAUCAACGCGCUCACGGCGGCCGCCGAGGCAGCCUGCAUGAUCCUUUCCGUGGACGAGACAAUAAAGAGCCCAAAGGCCGGCGAAGCCCCGAUGGCGGGGGGCGGUAUGGGCAUGGGUCGCGGCAUGGGCAGGCCCAUGUAAAUAGAAUCAUUCAAAAUCCAGUGAACUCUACACCCCCUAAUCAUCAACACUCACUUGCAUUUUUCUCUUAAUUUAACACGUACACGUAUUACUCGGUCAUACCUACGCAUUUUGCACGCUUCAAAGCUAGAACAACAAUAAUCCACUGACCUUUCUGUAUAUGUUUAAUAAUAAAAACAAAAUUGAAAACAUA
Drosophila gunungcola (fruit fly) is the source of this 1985-nucleotide messenger RNA. It is a transcript of the gene CCT7, whose product is annotated as T-complex protein 1 subunit eta. NCBI's taxonomy places the organism in Eukaryota, Metazoa, Arthropoda, Insecta, Diptera, Drosophilidae. Bases 158 to 1792 code for a protein of 544 amino acids. The transcript is spliced from 5 exons. The record is from RefSeq and is a predicted model, not a curated record. Gene Ontology annotation, molecular function: ATP hydrolysis activity; ATP binding; ATP-dependent protein folding chaperone. Gene Ontology annotation, biological process: protein folding. Gene Ontology annotation, cellular component: chaperonin-containing T-complex.